AUGGCAGACGAGGAGUUGAUCAACAAGAUUCACGAGCUCAGCGACUUGGAGCUCGCCGCAUUGAUAUGUUUAGUCGCAGAGGAGCACUGUAUCAUUGAUACUGAUCCUGACGCUCUAGAUGAUCUCGUACAGGAGUUACAACUGGUCGCAUCUAAAGUCUUCGGCUUAACCUAUGCUGUCAUUGAUUGCAACAGCCAUACCACUCUCGACGAUUUCGCCCAUGCCAUCCUUUCCGUCGAUGCCACGCCUCCUCGAACCGAUUCCCCCUUGCUAAAUCGCCGCGACUCCUACUUCCUGCAAACUCCCGCAUUUCAGUCAAUUAAUCGAUCAUCUGUGUCGGAAACGACCGAUAACAAGACGAUAGCAAAUGUAAUCAUUGCCAGGAAUCUUGAUGAAGCAUCGCGGCAGAUACAGAUUCAGGCUUUAGAGCUAAUGCGAACGAAACGACUUUUCACAAGGACUUCCAUACAAAAUGCGCCGAAACGUUUCUUGUUUAUUGCGGCCAUAGCAGGCGGCCAGGGCCCCAGGUUGACGAAACAUUUAAAUGACUAUAUGUUCAUUUCCCAUGUACACGAUCCACAAGAUGGCUUCCCGAACUUAGAAGAUUUGUUUACAGACGAUACGACCUCAACUCUAUCUGUAGUGAAGAGGAGUUCAACGCUACAAGCUGAAGAAAGUUUAUGGGCGAGAAUAUCUCCAAUGGAUAUAGAAAAUCUAGCUCAGCAGAGUAAAAACACUACUGUUACUGUUGAGGUAAAGCAAUAUCAGCAAAAUAUUGCUUCGUUCCUGAGAAUUCACCGUGCUGUAGCGACUGGUAUAUCUGCAAUUGCCACAAAGCAUUUUGAUAAGCUAGUCCGAUGUCUCGCACCAUUUCAUGGGCUCCCAUACGUUACGCCAUCUCUUGUUGCUCUUGCCGCUAGAAAAAUCUAUCUUCAUCGUAUCGAGAUCGCAAAUCCAGAGAGAGAACGCAGUAUGCAGUGGGGUAGUGAUUUAGAUGCAGUAAGAGAACUCUUGGAUGGCAUAGGACCAGAAGACGUAAUUGAGGAUGUUUUGGGUAGUGCUGGAGCCGAGGCUCCUUUGUAA
Messenger RNA from Sclerotinia sclerotiorum 1980 UF-70, 1083 nucleotides. RefSeq lists its product as hypothetical. The coding region runs from base 1 to 1083 and encodes 360 amino acids. The record is from RefSeq and is a predicted model, not a curated record. The transcript is spliced from 4 exons. Lineage: Eukaryota; Fungi; Ascomycota; Leotiomycetes; Helotiales; Sclerotiniaceae.